AUGCGCACGGUGUCUUCACUUUGUCCGGCAGUAUGCCGUCUUCUUGCGCUGGCACCCUUGCUUGUUACCGGCGGCCACGCACUCCAGUAUCGCCAGACUAACACAACCGAGUUCGAUUACAUCGUCAUCGGCAGCGGUCCAGGAGGCGGUCCGUUAGCGAGCAAUCUCGCCCGCGCCGGUUUUGAGACAUUGCUGAUCGAGGCUGGCGAUGAUGAGUUCGCCGAUCCCUCAAAUGUCAAGCACUACGACGACCUGCAGCAAGACCUGAGAUAUGAGCAUCUUGUGUGGAAGAAGCCAAACGGUGACCUCUGGGUAGGACCCGGAGGCAGCGAGCCCAACGGUUCUGUGGUCUUGGGGGUCAACUAUCCCCGUGGAGCUGUUCUUGGAGGCUCGUCUAUCAUCAACGCCGGUGCGGUCUUCCUUCCAAGUGACAGUGAUUGGAAUUACAUCGCGGAGAUCACCAACGAUACUACUUGGAACGCGACACACACGCGUGAGUUGUUCGUCAAGCUGGAGAACAACACAUACCUGCCUCGGGGGACGAAAGGUCAUGGGUUUGAUGGAUAUCUCCAGACUGCUAUCGGCGAUGGAACGCAGUACACCAGUGGCGAGCAGGCCGUGGCUGUUCUCAAUGCCACGAUUUCGGAGCUUGGAAAAGAUCCUGCUCAGCUGCAAGAACUUGUGACGGCCGACGCCAACUACGAGGAUCCGAGCCGAGACACGACUGAAGGCCUAUGGGCUCUGCCUUUCCACGCCAACAAGACAUUCGGUCGUUCCAGUGCCAGGGACAGGAUUGUUGCGACCGUCAACGAGAACUUCCCUCUCCAUCUUCAGCUGAAUUCGUACGCUACUCGCAUCCUCUUUGACAAGUCGAACAGCACCGGCACUCCUAAGGCUGUUGGUGUCGAGUUCCUUGAAGGGAAGAGUGUGUAUAAGGGUGACCCGAGAUGGACAGCUUCCAACCAAGGCACGCCCAAGAGUGUCUACGCGCGAAAAGAGGUCAUUCUCCUGCUUCUGAGCGGUAUUGGAAACGCGACGCAUCUCGCCGAGCACAACAUCUCAGUUGUCGCGGACCUUCCGGGCGUUGGUACCAACAUGCAAGACAACCUGGAGAUGGCAGUCACGGGGCUUGCUGCUGAGAACUUCACCUACGCACCUAGGGAUGGCCUGACCAGUGCAAACUGUACUUUCGGCGCGGUUUUCCCGGACCCUUGCUACGACGCCUGGCUCCAAGGGAAGGGCCCAUACACGAACGCCGGUCCAAACUCGAACAUUGCUGUGUUGAAGACGCCACACUCACCCGAUGGGGAGCGCGAUGAGAUUGCAUUCUCUGGAUCAUUUGCCUUCCGCGGAUUCUGGCCAGCUACACCAGGCCAGACCUGGACCGAGCCGCCUAACACCUGGGGGAUACACUCUGUCCGCAUGCACCCGCAGAACCGCGCCGGCUACGUCAAGCUCCGCUCGUCAGACCCGACAGAGAUGCCGGAGAUCAACUUCAGGUACUUCACCACGGGAGCUGAGACGGACAUCGGAGGCAUCAAAGAUUUUGUCGCAUGGGGCCGCCGGGUCCUGCAGCGCGUUGCUGAGCCCACCGGACCCGUCAAUAUUACCAGCCCGCCAUGCCCGACUGGAUAUGUCGCCGAUGGAACCUGCUCGGACGCACAGGCUGAUGAGCAGUUUAUCCGGGAUAACACUUUCGGGCACCAUGUUACAAGCACCUGCCCGAUCGGCCCUGACGAUCACAAACUUGCGGUACUGAACUCGAACUUCCAAGUUCGAGGCGUUGACAGCCUCCGCGUGGUUGAUGCUAGUGCUUUCCCUAGGAUCCCUGGUGCUUUCCCGGUCAUUGCGACGUUUAUUCUUAGUGAGAAGGCUUCUGAGGCUAUCCUAGGUGGAAAGUGA
Messenger RNA from Diaporthe citri, 1902 nucleotides. RefSeq lists its product as uncharacterized. Gene Ontology annotation, molecular function: oxidoreductase activity, acting on CH-OH group of donors; flavin adenine dinucleotide binding. The record is from RefSeq and is a predicted model, not a curated record. The transcript is spliced from 4 exons. Bases 1 to 1902 code for a protein of 633 amino acids. NCBI's taxonomy places the organism in Eukaryota, Fungi, Ascomycota, Sordariomycetes, Diaporthales, Diaporthaceae.